AUCACGAGAAGUCCCACGCCACAGCGCGCACUCGGUGCGUCUUUCAAGGCCACACGGUGCAGCAGCGCAAGGAUUCACGCGGGGUGGACUGGCAGGAGCCCACAGCAAACCCACAGUUGUGCGGAAAUGACACAGUACCGUCACGUCACGCGAGAGGGCACUGACUAGAAAAAAAAAAAAAGCAGCGGAGAGAAACACGGACAGCAGUUACCGUGGACAAAUCCACCAGAUUUAAAGACGCGACAAUGGCUGUUACCUCUUAACAUACUGCACACGGCUGCUCGGCGUCGCAAAGGACAUGAGCUCCUCUGUGUGCAUGGUUAAUGCAGAUGGACAAGUGCCUGAUAAAAUUAAAGUGGAGAAAGAUGCAGAUGUUACUGAAAACACAGAGGGAAAGAUGGAAAGCUUCUUUCAGCGUUUUACAAAACGGUCAGCCACACAUACAGGUCCUGAUGGUCUUACAACAGAGGUGGAACGCCCCAAUAACAGGAAGAGAGUCAAGGUGACAACACAGGCAGGAGAACAUCUCCUAGAUGGCAGUUCAGAAGAUGGAAGCAGAUCAUACUCUCACGGCCACAGAUUAUCUCCUCAGGAGCAAAUACCCAUCUCUUCAUACAGGAAACCACUCUACAGCAUCACACAUCGCAUUUCUGAGCGUAAAGCCGCAUGUAAUCUAGAACAGCAUGGAGUUCACAAUGAAGCCAUAGCAAGCCAUAAUGGUGUCCACUUCCAAAAACUGGGCAGUUCUGGAAAGCAUCACAUGUUUAAGGCCUCCCCCAGUGUGGGGGUCACAGGAUCUCCUACAGCUUUGGAUUCUCACCUCUACCCACUCAUUGAGAAGAUGUUCUUCCUCCUUAACACGCUGAAUUCCAGCAUGACUCAGCUGCAUAGUAAGGUGGAUUUGCUCUCGUUGGAAGUGACGCGCAUCAAAAAGCAGAUGAAGCCCUCUGAGAUGGUCAUGGAAUUCCAGCCUCCUCCUGAGUACCAGCUGACUGGUGAUGAGCUGACACAGUUGAUGGAGCAAACGUCCACUGCUGGUGAGCUGGGUUGCAGGCUGCUCGUGCAGCUGUUCCCAGAACUUUUCACAGCGAAGGAAUGCACACACGGCUGUACAGCCUGCGGCCUGACAACAAAACGAACAUUAGACUCAUUGCACCUCCAGCUAAUACGAAACUACGUGGAAGUCUGCUACCCACUGUUGAAAAAUGAAAAUGUCUGGCAGACAGAGUGCCUGCUGCAGAUCAAUGAUUUCUUUAAUCAUUUCUGGGCUCAGAAGGACAUGGAGAGCGGCCAGGUGUGUAGUAAACAGGUUAUUGGGUUUGACAUGGAACAGAAUCACAGUUCCCAUUUCAUCAGUGAAGAUGCCCAGGAUGAAAGUCUGUCCCCCAACUCUGGAGAGAACAGCAAUGAUAUUCAUCCCAACAAUGUCAACUCAGACAUAGUGUUUGACCACCAGGAGUCUGUUGAUGACUCUGAAGACUUAACCUCCCCAGAAGAUCUUGUCAUUUUCCUGUUAAAUAGACUCUUUCCAGAGGUGUUUGAGGAGGGCAAGUUGCCAGAGGGCCACAACAGCAUUGGAGAGUUGAUCAUUGACUCAGACAGACUAGAGAUUAUACGAAAAUACAUGGAGGCCAAUUUCCCUGAUGUCCCAGAGGACACUUGGCUGCAGUUGUGCGUACAGCGCAUGGAGGAAGCAUUGGAGAAUGCUUCGGCCAAUGGCAACGGUCGUGACAUUAACCGAGAUGACAACAUUCCCAUUGGUAAGAUCACUGACCUAUGUGAUUAUGAGAAAACAAAUCGCAAGUCUAAGAAGUCAUGGCUGGAGCCUGUGGAUUUCGACAACCUGGAGAUUCCUCCUCCAGACUUUGAUGUUCCUCAGGAUUAUUUACUUACGAAGGGACAGCUAAAGAACAACUACGAAUGCAGUUUAUCCAUCGGGAAUUUUGCCUCCCGUCUCCUGGUUCUCAUGUUCCCCGAGCUUUUCACUUUUGAGAAUGCACGAAAACACUACAACUGCAGUGGUUCUCUGGGAAAGAAACAGCUGGAUCCCAUAAGGGUCAAUCUCAUCCGACAUUAUGUCCAGCUGCUGUACCCACAGGCUAGGAAUGACCGUACCUGGACCCUUGAGUUUGUUGGAAAAUUGGAUGAGCGCUGUAGGCGACGGGAUACUGACCAACGCCGCUCAUACCAGCAACAACGUAAGUCCUAUUCACCUGACCAAGAUCCUGACCCGAAAGACUUGCUAACUGCUGGCCAAAUCAACGCUCUCACCUCAGAUCGUUUGAAAGAGGAUUUUGAAAUCCUACCUUUACCCCUGGAGAAAAGUAGCAAAGACUUCUGCAAGAUUCCUCUUGAGGACCUCUCGGUGUCCAUCCCAGAUUUCCCAGUGCCUUCUGACUACCUUCUCACAGAUGCUGAAGUGAGGGAGAUUGUCCAACAGAGUUUGUCUGUUGGGAAUUUUGCCGCCCGCCUUCUCGUCCGUCUCUUCCCGGAGCUUUUCACGCAGGAAAAUUUACGGCUGCAGUACAACCACUCGGGAGCCUGCAACAAGAAACAGCUGGACCCUGUGCGUCUUCGACUUAUUCGGCAUUAUGUGGAGGCCGUUUAUCCUGUUGACAAAAUGGAGGAGGUGUGGCACUACGAAUGUGUGCCCAGCAUUGAUGAGCGCUGCAGGCGCCCUAAUCGCAAGAAAUGUGACAUUCUUAAGAAGGCAAAGAGAUCAAAUAACACUGUGACUUAUUCCUAACAAUAUUUCCUGCAAAGUGCAGUCAUGUUUUCCUAUAUUUUACACAAUAUAGUUGUUAUUUGCACAAGUCCAUAAACUGAAGCAUAUUAAUGAAUCUUGUACUUGUUUGAGGUCCAGUUUGAAUCUUUAAGGCCUGAAACAAGAUGGGUAUGUAGGUGACAGAAAAGUUUGUGAUUGAAGCCACUAUCACCUGACAAUGAAAUAUUAGUAUUACUAUUUAUAUGCCAAAAUAUUAUUGUUGUAAUUAUAAUGUCUAAAAGAUAAGCUACAGUAGCCUUAAUCCUUAAUGUAAACAUUAAGAUAUUAAAAACAAUAGGUCACUUUAGUUUGUGGAGGAGGCAGAGAAAAUUGGUGUGUAUGUAUAUAUAUAUAUAUAUAUAUAUAUAUAUUUUUUAUAUUUGUUUUUAGUUGUAGCAUUGUUGGCAGCACUGGCUUUUGGAACUUAUGGAAGUAUGUCCUGCCUUACAGGAAGUCAAUCCUAAUCAUAUGUACUUAAUGAUAGCAACAGGUUACAUGUUAUAUAUAUUUUUAAAUAAAAACUCACUUCCUGGCAAUAAUGGGUGUCAUGUUGGGCUUUAUUUAUAUUUUGCUUCAAAUAAAAAAGUGAGUGUCAGGGGAGUUUUAAAUGGAAAUGUCACCUGUGCGCAAGGGCGUAGAUUU
Messenger RNA from Myxocyprinus asiaticus (Chinese sucker), 3406 nucleotides. RefSeq names its product BEN domain containing 3 (gene bend3). The record is from RefSeq and is a predicted model, not a curated record. Gene Ontology annotation, molecular function: DNA binding. Gene Ontology annotation, biological process: rDNA heterochromatin formation. The transcript is spliced from 4 exons. Lineage: Eukaryota; Metazoa; Chordata; Actinopteri; Cypriniformes; Catostomidae. Gene Ontology annotation, cellular component: heterochromatin. Bases 299 to 2746 code for a protein of 815 amino acids.